Molecule: messenger RNA, 3463 nt
Organism: Calidris pugnax (ruff)
Lineage: Eukaryota; Metazoa; Chordata; Aves; Charadriiformes; Scolopacidae
Product: ankyrin-2-like
Exons: 11
Coding region: 10-1563 (517 amino acids)
Biological process (GO): regulation of gene expression
Cellular component (GO): nucleus
Molecular function (GO): DNA binding; POU domain binding
Source: RefSeq, a predicted model, not a curated record
AAGCGCUACAUGGGUGUGAGAGUAAAGAUGCCAGUACGGGAACUACUGAGAAAAAUUCGGCUCUCCAAAGGCCUGGACCCAGCUCACAGCAAGGAAGCCUCAUUAAUGAAGAUGGUAACCAAAGGAUCCUCAGGAAAAACAGAAAAGAGAAGAGUUCACCCUUAUACAGAGAAACAGCUUAGACAGAGCAAGGAGAACGCUGGGCAAACGCUAAAAGGCUUAGAGGACCUUGAUAUCCUGGUGGAGGUACUGCAGGAAGAUUUGAACAAAAGCCAGUUGCAGAAGGAGUCUCUGCAUUCUGUGCCAGAUGGCUUUUGGCAGGGCUUCUCCUCAGAUCUGCAAGCCUCUCGGUGGGAAACUGGAAGAAACAAGCAGGCAGCUGGAGGCCUGCAGGAAAGAUGCCACAGCUUAGCCACGUUGCAUUCAUACAGCUGUUUUAAAGAUUCCAACUCAGUACUGCGGGGAGAGGCAGAGACUUCUUUUCUUGAUGAUCAGAAAAACAUGCAAGAGUCCGACCCAACAGGAAUAUUCUCAAGGACAAGUGAGAAAGAGACUAGCUGGUGGAUACAGGAUGCAUGUACAAGUACCCAGAAAGAUUUCCCAAGGCAUUCUUCACAGAACACAUCUCCACAUUCUAACCCAUCAGGAGGCUGUUCAGAGGUGCUUCUGAAAGCUAAUACAGGCCCUCCAGACAUUGAAGGACAUUUGAAGUCGACCCCAAUGUCUUUCACACCACAGGAUCACUCUGCCAUCUCUUUCUUCCAGUUCCAGUUACACAGGGAAGAAAGUUUACUGAGAAAUAUCCCAGUGGACAAACUGCUUGCACCUGAUGAAAAUGGCAACAGGCUGCUGCACAAGGCUGUUGCUCAGGGAAGAAGAGCACUGACUUAUGCACUUGCACAGAGAUUUGCAUCCCUAAAUAAGAUCAAUGAGAAGGAUGCAAAGAAACGGACUGCAUUACAUCUUGCUGCAGAAAAGAACCAACAUCUGAUGGUGAGUGAUCUGAUAUCCCUAGGAGCUAAUGUCAAUGAACAGGACAGUUUGGGGAAAACUCCACUCCACUUGUGUGCAGAGAAUGGAUAUUUGAGAGUUUUAGAGGUUUUGAAAAAUUGCAAAAACAACGGCGUGUGUGUGGAAGUGAAUAUGAAUGAUCACUAUGGUUUAACACCACUACACUGUGCUGCUCUUGCCCACACUGUCUUGGUUACGGAAUCUCAAAAAACUGACAUCGAUACUGACAUGGGAAGGUUUCUCAGACUACGCAGAGAUCAAAUUCUUGAGGGAAUUAACUGCUUAUUACAAAUGGGAGGAAAGCCUGAGUUACAGGUACUAAAUUCAUGUCAAAUUACCACUACUCAUUUAAAAAUUGAGGAGAACACAGAACUCAUGUGUUUGCUUCAGACUCACAAGACUAAGGCACAGAAUAUUCUUCAAGAGGGGUACAUUUUGCUGGAUGCUCCAAGAAGAAUGCCCAGUCCCUCAUCACCAGAUAACAUUUCUGAACUUUUUUCCAUGUCACCUUCAGAUGCCUUUGAUAUCACUCUUAAAGGGAAAUGCUGCUAAGGCUCAUUAUCUGCGUCUCAUGGUCCGCAUGCUGCAACUGUUGCUGAAGAAUAGGCAGAGAACAGACAGUAAAAGUCUUCAAAAGUAUUACAGCUUGAACUGACUGUUGAAAAUACCUCCUCAGUAUCCAGAAUUAAAGAGUAAACUAAUAAAUAGGGAAAACCCUUGAGCCAGGUUACAACAGUAUUAAACAUUCAGUGUUAGAUACUCCAGUAAAUGAAUAGCUGUUAAUUUUCUCACAAAGCUGAGCACUCAUACUUCUCUUUUGAGGUCAAUCUGAGUUGUAGGUGUUCUACAUGGUGAAGCUCUGACAAAAUUUUAAUGCAGGUGUGUACCUUAAGAAAAAACACCCUUCGAUUUUAGUCAUUCAGAGACUAGUCUUUAAGGCUAUCAGUGUUAAAUUAGUCUCUAGAGUGCAAACUUGAUGUUCGGAUGUGCUGGAAAUCUCAGGCAACGUGUAAUUUUAGACAUGAGCUAUGGGAACUCAUAAUCUGAUGGGCUAUAUUUAACACGUUGUGCAGCCUGGCUCUGAAUUUGUCCAAGGCUGGAGUUGUCACACUUCAAGGCAGUCCCAUUGGGAAAAAAAAAAUCCCUACACAAUAAAACAUACCCACACACUGCUACUGAGCAUGUUUUUUCAACAAAAAUCGAGCUCUAUAUUUAUUCAAUCAGAAUUUGCUACCAGUAAUGUGCUGUAGGUGAAGUCUGGGACAGAAAAUCUUUGGAAUCAGUUCCUUUCAUUCUGGAUGAUUUAACAGCAGAAUAUACCUCUAUAAAAUUUAAAUAUGUAACAACACUUUACAAAGAUAAUUUUUUAUACUAAGCAAUUUUGCAAGUUAAAAAGGAUAACUAGGACUUCCCAGACUUAGUAUCAUUUUGUUUUAACUUCUGAUUGUGAAUUAGCUGGUUUCUAUGAAACUUCCCUGUUUGCUACAUAUGGAGCAAUCUACAUUUACAUAACCUACAAAAUGAGUGAUCCAGCAAUCGACUCACAUACGUACCUCCUGUUGAAGUAAAUGGGAGAUUUUUUUAUGUGUAACAAUUGCAGGAUCCAGUAGUAAGUACUCAGCAUGUUUGGGGAAUAUUUUUUAAUGAACCCUUUCCAUUUUCUUCUUGUAAAAAAGGUUACUUUCCUCUUAUUGGAUAUUCUUAAGUGUUAAGCUCCAAGAGCUAUGUUGCACAAUGUUUUACUGAAAAAUGACAGUGUUUAAAUUAAUUCCACUGGGAUUUGGGUCAUAUCCUAUGUUUCUUAUGCCCUGAACAGCUAAACAGUACUCUUCUGUAUUUUCUCUAGUCAGAAUGAGAUGUGAUAUUUAAAAAUUUUGAAGUAUUUUAUUAAAAAAAAAAUGAAAAUUUGCUAUUCACAUGAUGAGUUGUGUAACACCACAGAAUAGUCGUCCACUUCUUUUCAUAGGUGUCCUUGUGUUUUAAUCAUGUGAAGUAUUUUCUUUUUCCCUUUUUGUCCCAGGUUUUACUUGGAAAUACAAAUAUUUUCCUCUCUAAUGGUUUUUCUUUGUUCUGCACCCCCCACCCCCCCAUUUUUCCUUCAUGUUUGCAUUUUAACUCACAUCUGUGCUCACAGAACUUUUUAUUCAUUAAAAGAGAAUUAAUGAGGAUCUUCCAGGUUACCCAGCUUCCAUUCGUGUGGUUUAAGGAUCAGAUUCAAGACCCACUGAAAUUAAAGAGUCCUUAUUUUCAGUGAAAACUGAUCAAGAAAUUCUGCAUCACACACACAACCACGAACGAAGCAGUAUGGUGAACAGAGAAGUUCAUCAAUAAGCAUUCUCAGUGAAGAAAAAUGAAUUUGCUUAUAGGAUAUCUUUAAAAAGUGUAGAAAACUAUCACAUAAGAAUAAAAUAUUAAUCAGAUUUUUAGUCACAUGGAAACCAUCCAGGGGAAA